Molecule: messenger RNA, 1341 nt
Organism: Ipomoea triloba (trilobed morning glory)
Lineage: Eukaryota; Viridiplantae; Streptophyta; Magnoliopsida; Solanales; Convolvulaceae
Product: tobamovirus multiplication protein 2A
Exons: 7
Coding region: 226-1074 (282 amino acids)
Cellular component (GO): membrane
Source: RefSeq, a predicted model, not a curated record
UCACACCUCUCUCUCUCUCUCUCUCUCUCUCUCUCUCUCUCUCUCUCAAUUUUUCUACCCAUUUCACCUCCCACGUCUCCAUCUCCUGGAAGGCUCGAAUCUUCUAAGCUUGUUAUCUGGUAUUCGUCGCUUCUCGCCUUUCCUAAAGGUGAGGAUUUAAUGAAUUAGCUGAGAAGUAUCUCUGGAGCUGCGAAUUGAGAGCUUUUCCGGGACUUUUUCUACAAUAUGGCUUGUAAGGGGUGUUUGGAAUGCUUGCUGAAACUCUUCAACUUCUUAUUGACCCUUGCGGGUCUGGGCAUGGUUGGAUAUGGUAUCUACCUCUUUGUGGAGUACAAAAACCAUUCACCAUCUGGUGAUGAGCAUCCCAUCCCACCCUCGAGUGGCGAAUUAGUGCAACUAGGUCGACCUAUGCUCGUGGCUGUGUCUUUGGCCAACAACAUAUUCGAUAACCUUCCAAAAGAGUGGUUUUUAUAUUUGUUUAUUGGUGUUGGAGUGCUGCUUUUUGUAAUAUCUUGCUUUGGUUGUAUUGGAGCUGCAACAAGGAACGGGUGCUGCUUGAGUUGUUAUUCAGUAUUGGUGAUCUUGCUGAUCCUGGUUGAACUUGGAGCUGCUGCGUUUAUCUUCUUUGAUAAAAGUUGGAAGAAGGAAAUUCCAACUGACCGAACGGGUAACUUUGAUAUGAUAUAUGAAUUCCUAGAAGACAACUGGAAAAUUGUCAAAUGGGUUGCCCUUGGGGUAGUUGUUUUGGAGGCUUUAAUGUUCUUGUUAGCUCUUGUGGUAAGGGCAGCAAACAGACCAGCAGACUAUGAUAGUGAUGAUGAGUAUAUUGGCGGUCCAAGACAACAGAUCCGCCAGCCCUUAAUCAACAACAGGCAACCAGCUCCAGUCACAGGUGUACCUGUUGCAGGUACCCUUGAUUCUCGACCAAGCCGCAAUGAUGCUUGGAGCGCACGUAUGAGGGAGAAGUAUGGGCUUGACACUUCAGAGUUCACGUACAAUCCCUCCGAGUCAAACCGCUAUCCACCAACAAACGGACAACCAGCCGAGGAAAGAGGUCGUUGCACCAUAAUGUAAUAACGGUUUGGGUUUCUGACGUAUGUCAUCAUGCACGAUUAUGUGAGCUGAAUUUUGAUUGGCUGGUACUAGUGUGUGUAUCUUUAGAGACGGUUUUUGGUGUGAAGGAUAUAUGCACAAAACAGAGUUUCCGAAUCCUUAAUUGUAACUGCUGUUUGUUUUUAAUCUUAAGGGACAAACAUAUGAAUAUGAAACCCAAAGGCUGAAAGAUAUUCAGUAAUUUUCUUUCUUCUCCUUGAUAAAAAUGAAAAAAAAUGCAUUCUAGCA